AUGGCCGCCGCUGUAGGCUUGAGGGCCCGGCCACGCCUCUCGGCGGAGCGCGGAGGAUCCCGGCGGGAGGGUGGAGAGGGCGGCGAGCGCGGGUUCGAGGCUCUCUGCCCAGUUCGCUGCGCUCCACCCGAUGAAGCUUAUACUCAGAACUACACAUUUCUCUUCAUCAAAAGAGAGUUCCACUUUCCUAUGAGGCUCAACAAUCAACAAGAUGGGUACUUCAUGCGAUUGGCCUGGGCUAAGAGUACUCAAGACCCCCGGAUUGCAGUAGGUUCCUGUUCCCCACUAGAAAAGAAAAUUAAGAGUUUAGGUGGCACCCAUUCUUCACGAGUGAGAAAACUGUUAGUCCAGGAGUUCCAACAGGAGAGUGAAACAGUUGAUAAACUUAAGACCAUGUCUUUUGACUUACGGUUUGCUAAAGCAGAUGCCUUGCACCAUCGACGCCAACGCUUGAUCAGAGAAGCAUGGAAUUACAAACCAAGUCCAGAGUGUGACGCCGACCCAGAGGCGGAGAAGAUGUCCAGAAGCAAAACACCAGACAAUGCUAAAAAGUGGGACUAUCUAGUGCCUGAGAGAGAAAUUUAUCACAUAGAAAAACACAUACUCAGAGCUGAACGGGCUAGAGGCCUCAGAGACCACAAAUACCGACCACUCCCUCAGAAAAUUCCAAGUGAAACACUUUACCCACUAAUACCAAAGAAUAAUGUCCAGAAAACACAUAAAACUGUACCCCAAAGGCCUAAAAAAGCAUGGUCAAAGGAACAGAUGACGCAACAUAAAGACCGAAUGAUUAGAGGGAGAGAGCUCACAGAGCAGAAAAAUAUCCAAAGGAAGACUCAAAGCUUCACCAGCCAUGAUCACCCUCGCUUAAAACUGCAAGUGAUGACAGAGGAAGAGAAAGAGUUUGAAAAAGUCACAGCUUAUCCUCUCUUCCAGCCUUCCCGGAAAAAAGUUAUCAAAGUAACUAUUUUGAUGGAAAAGUCAAACAUGGAUGAAGCACAAAAACCACCCGAAAGGCAACGCCUGAAAAUGCCACCAUUUAUGAAAAGCCAAGUAGAAAAGAAAAGGCUUAAACUACUUUAUUGA
Messenger RNA from Psammomys obesus (fat sand rat), 1086 nucleotides. RefSeq lists its product as uncharacterized. NCBI's taxonomy places the organism in Eukaryota, Metazoa, Chordata, Mammalia, Rodentia, Muridae. The transcript has 4 exons. Bases 1 to 1086 code for a protein of 361 amino acids. The record is from RefSeq and is a predicted model, not a curated record.